AUGAGCUUCAUGGCCCAGGCCAUCGAACUGGCGCGGGUUGCCUUGGGCUCCACCAGCCCCAAUCCGGCCGUGGGCGCGGUUUUGGUCAAGGACGGCCAGGUCGUGGCCAAGGGAGCGACCCAGCCACCAGGGCAGGCCCAUGCCGAAGUGGUUGCCCUAAGCGAUGCAGGGGAACGAGCCCGGGGCGCCACCCUUUAUGUAACCCUUGAGCCCUGUUGCCACUGGGGCCGCACCCCGCCCUGCACUGGGGCCAUUAUCGAUGCCAGGGUUGCCGAGGUGGUGGUUGCUGUUUCAGACCCCAAUCCAGUCGUAGCCGGUAAUGGCAUCGCGGAACUCCGGGCGGCGGGAAUCACAGUCUCGCUGAACAACGGCGAACUUUCCACCUGCCGAGAAAUCCGCGAGCUGUACGAGGGGUUUGCAAAGCACAUCUCCACCGGCAUGCCUUUCGUGCUGGCCAAGUUCGCAAUGAGCCUGGACGGCAAAAUAGCCACCCAUAAAGGAGAUUCCAAGUGGGUGACCGGCCCGGAGGCACGUUCUCUGGUGCAGCAGAUGCGCCGGGAGACAGAUGCGAUAAUGGUGGGGGCCAACACCAUCGUCGCCGACGACCCUCAGCUCACCGCCCGCGGGUACGACAAUCAGCCACUGCCGCGGCAGCCCAUUCGGGUGACGCUGGACAGCCUGUGCCGCAUGCCGGUGCGGUCCCAACUGCUGCGCCAGCCAGGCCAGACACUGGUGUACACCACUGAGAACGCGCCUGCCGGCAACAUUGGUGGACUGCUGCGAGCCGGAGCCGACGUCGUUCCGGUGGGCGCCACCAAUGAGGGAUUAGUCAGCCCAGCGGAAGUGCUGGCCGACCUGGGUCGAAGGGGCGUCGUGACUCUGCUGGUGGAGGGCGGAGGAAAGACAUUGGGGUCGUUCUUCGACGAUGGGCUUGUUGACAAGGUACACGCCUUCGUCGCCCCGGUCAUAAUCGGCGGGAUUGGUGCUGCCUCUCCAGUUGAGGGCGCGGGGGCGGAGGAGAUGGCUUACACUCACCGACUGGAGGGAACGUCGCUGCAGCAAGUGGGGCCGGACUGGCUGAUAACCGGCUAUCCCCAAAGGCCGCUCUCCAGAGGAUAG
Molecule: messenger RNA, 1119 nt
Organism: Geodia barretti
Lineage: Eukaryota; Metazoa; Porifera; Demospongiae; Tetractinellida; Geodiidae
Source: the annotation of a GenBank genome assembly